CCGGACCCCGAUGUUAUCACUCGAUUGUGGAUUUCAAAGCAGCGAACAAAACCCGCCCACGUCGUGCUACAACCUUGUUUUCUAAGCAAAUGCCUCUCAAGUUUACACCUGCAAGAGUAUUUACAACUGCUUCUCUCUUUACAAUAGCUGGUUAUUCAGCAUAUCAAUAUCGAAUCUCACGUAUCAACUCUAACACCACGCCCCCCACUUCAUCUAACAAGAUGACGGCCGAUAACUCGUUUGAGACCCUCUUUGCUGUUCCGCUGUCAUGUGACGGUUGUGUCAAGGCGGUUUCAGACUCUCUGUACAAGCUCAGCGGUAUCAGUAAUGUGGAAGGCAACUUGAAGGACCAGUUGAUUUCUGUUAAGGGCACCGCUCCCCCAUCAGCUAUCGUAGAAGCUAUCCAAGCCACCGGAAGAGAUGCCAUCUUGCGUGGAACGGGGGCCUCAAACAGUGCCGCUGUGAGUAUUCUCGAAACAUUUGAAGAUCCUGUGGAUGGCUUCUACGAAGAGCCUAGAAGAGAUGUAAGGGGGCUAGCAAGAAUGGUACAAGUUAGUUCAGGACGGACAUUGGUUGACUUGACUAUCCGCGGCGUUUCGCCCGGAACUUACAAAGCUUCAAUUCGCGCAUACGGUGACUUGAAGAACGGUGCGACCUCAACGGGUCCUGUCUGGACAGGAGAUGACAAGAAGCCUCGAGGUGACCUUGGUACUAUUGAGGUCGGUGAGGAUGGACGGGGCGCAGCCUUCAUAGACCAUGGUUUCCAAAUCUGGGAGGUCAUUGGACACGCCAUGGUUCUGACAAGGCAGGAAGAGAAGGACGAACCACUGAAGAACGAUAAGGACACCGUCGUCGGCAUUAUCGCACGAAGCGCUGGCAUGUGGGAUAACGAUAAGACGGUGUGCUCAUGCACAGGCAAGACGCUUUGGGAGGAACGAAAGGACGAGGUUCAGAAGGGAAUGCUAUGAUAACGAGGCAUUUACCAAAUCCAAGUCGCCAACCAAGUCUGAAUAUUAACGCUGAACAGUGCCAAGAGGAGGAUUAUUUCUGAUUUAUGGCAUGAUGCACACCCUUUGUUGAAGGCUUGUCGUCCACUCAACUGUUUCUCCGCAGACUUGAAACAAAGCCCAUGUAAUCUAAGUUGGGUUGAAGAGUGACAAGUGGAAGAUCUGUAACGUAUCGACGGUGCAGCGGCGAGAUGUGGUGCGAUAUCUGACCUGGGGACAAGAUCGAACAUGGGUCUUUUCCAUGAUCAUGGUUCGAUAUCAUUCCAAAGAGGCAAUAUCCUCGUGUUUAGCUGAGCCUCACGGAAAAACUGAUUCUCGUACUCGUUCACCUUAAAAGAAUUCGGAACUAUUUUCUGCGGUUACAUAUCCUCGUGAUAAAAGCUGGUAAACGGCUGAUGGAAGUUUGAGACUAAGGCAUAGACGGCAAGUAGAAUCUGAGAUCCAAG
Molecule: messenger RNA, 1453 nt
Organism: Fusarium oxysporum Fo47
Lineage: Eukaryota; Fungi; Ascomycota; Sordariomycetes; Hypocreales; Nectriaceae
Product: copper chaperone CCS1
Exons: 5
Coding region: 90-968 (292 amino acids)
Biological process (GO): removal of superoxide radicals
Cellular component (GO): cytoplasm
Molecular function (GO): copper ion binding; superoxide dismutase copper chaperone activity
Source: RefSeq, a predicted model, not a curated record